AUGGAUACUCGUCGAGAAUCGGGUACCCGACAAAUCGGAGAUGGGAUAAAAAUAGAGAUGUUCGUCGGGUUCGGGGAUGAGUACUUCACUACCUAUCAAGGAAUUCCAGAAACAACAGAAGUUGCAGUCCCUGUGCCUCACUUUCCUACAAGUCAGGUUGCCUUGGAAGGGACUGGAAUGGGCACAAUUUCUAAUGCUUCUUCUAUUGGAGCACCCAAUUCAUCUCCACUGAACUUGUUUCCACAGGAAGCAGUUUCUGGUGGUGGCAACGAUGGACUUGGUUUUCUUGUUUUUCUCAGAAGCAACCAACAGUUCCAAGCAUUACGCACUAUGGUUCAAUCAAAUCCACAAAUUUUACAGGUGUCCCAUGCUUCGAAGCAAAAUCCACAACUGUUAAGACUUAUACAAGAGCAUCACACAGAGUUUCUUCAAUUGCUUAAUGAGCCUAGCGACGUUUCUGAAGGCGAUAUGCUCGACCUUGCCGAUCAGGAAAUGCCUCAUUCUAUCAGUGUCACACCAGUAGAGCAGGAAGCAAUUGCACGUCUUGAGGCAAUGGGAUUUGACAGAGCCGUUGUAAUUGGCUGUUAA
Impatiens glandulifera is the source of this 588-nucleotide messenger RNA. Its product is annotated as ubiquitin receptor RAD23b-like. Lineage: Eukaryota; Viridiplantae; Streptophyta; Magnoliopsida; Ericales; Balsaminaceae. Gene Ontology annotation, molecular function: ubiquitin binding; proteasome binding; polyubiquitin modification-dependent protein binding. Bases 1 to 588 code for a protein of 195 amino acids. The transcript is spliced from 7 exons. Gene Ontology annotation, cellular component: nucleoplasm; cytosol. The record is from RefSeq and is a predicted model, not a curated record. Gene Ontology annotation, biological process: proteasome-mediated ubiquitin-dependent protein catabolic process; nucleotide-excision repair.